UAUUAAAUGUUUUUCUCUGAACUUGCCGUUUCUCUAUAUCUCGCCACUGGUAUGAACCCAAGGCCCGAAGCUCUUUCUCUCUCUUAGGGUUUCACUCGCUUCUCCAUCUCUCUCUGUUUUACCUUUUCUAUUUUUUGUGCUGAUGAUAAAAGAGAGACAUACAGAUGGUGUCUUUUUUGUUUUCCUAAUUCUUAAGCCAACAAAUUUAAGUUAAUUAUUAAGGCAUAUGGAAAAUUUUGCAGACAGAUAAAAACAUGGCAAAGACACUGUCAAAUAUAGUGUUGAAGAGCAUAGCAGGUCUUUCUGCAGCGCGGUCCAGUCGACUUGUGUCUGGAUCCUACUGCCACAAUGGAAUGAGAUACUCAACUACUGUGCCUAAAGAUCCCGACACACAUGAAGAUUUUCAACCAAAUAAUAAGCUUGAGAAUUCCGGAUUGUCUUUAAAGGAUGUUGUUGAGCAGGAUGUCAAGGAUAACCCGGUAAUGAUUUAUAUGAAAGGGGUGCCUGAUCUUCCUCAAUGUGGAUUCAGUGCUCUAGCAGUAAGAGUACUUAAACAAUAUAAUACACCCUUGAGUGCAAGAAAUAUUUUGGAGAAUCCUGAGCUGAAAAGUGCUGUAAAAUCCUUCAGCAAUUGGCCCACAUUUCCGCAGAUUUUCAUUAAGGGAGAGUUCAUUGGUGGUUCAGAUAUAAUUAUGGAUUUGCACCAGAGCGGCGAACUUAAACAAAAGCUGCAAGAUAUUGCUACCAAUGAGAAGUCUAAUUAGUUAAUCCCUUUUAUUGGAGAGACCAUGUGCUUUUCUAGUCUGGUUCUUUUUACACAAAGCUGUUUUUUAUUUGUUUUCAGAAGGAUAAGAUGGAACACCCUGUUUACGUUUCUCUUCUAUGUGCUGCAUUUCAGAAUGGUGGAAAAAUUUUUGUUAUGGAGAUUUCAAUUAGCAUCACAUCAAUUUGUUAUCA
Ricinus communis (castor bean) is the source of this 957-nucleotide messenger RNA. Its product is annotated as monothiol glutaredoxin-S15, mitochondrial. Lineage: Eukaryota; Viridiplantae; Streptophyta; Magnoliopsida; Malpighiales; Euphorbiaceae. Bases 255 to 764 code for a protein of 169 amino acids. The record is from RefSeq and is a predicted model, not a curated record. The transcript has 6 exons.